UCUCCCGCUUUCCAUCCCCCCGCCCCAUUCUCCCGCUUUCCAUCACCCCACCCCAUUCUCCCUCCUUCCAUCACCCCGCCCCAUUCUCCCUCCUUCCAUCACCCCGCCCCAUUCUCCCGCUUUCCAUCACCCCGCCCCAUUCUCCCGCUUUCCAUCACCCCGCCCUAUUCUCUCGCUUUCCAUCACCCCGCCCCAUUCUCCCGCUUUCCAUCACCUUGCCCCGUUCUCCCGCUUUCCACCACCCUGCCCCAUUCUCCCGCUUUCCAUCACCCCGCCCCAUUCUCCUGCUUUCCAUCACCCCGCCCCAUUCUCCCUCCUUCCAUCACCCCGCCCCAUUCUCCUUCCUUCCAUCACCCCGCCCCAUUCUCCCGCUUUCCAUCACCACGCCCCAUUCUCCCGCUUUCCAUCACCCCGCCCCAUUCUCUCGCUUUCCAUCACCCCUCCUCAUUCUCCCGCUUUCCAUCACCCCGCCCCAUUCUCCCGCUUUCCAUCACCCCGCCCCAUUCUCUCGCUUUCCGUCACCCCGCCCCAUUCUCCCGCUUUCCAUCACCCUGCCCCAUUCUCCCGCUUUCCAUCACCCUGCCCAGUUCUCCUGCUUUCCAUCACCCUGCCCCAUUCUCCCGCUUUCCAUCACCCCGCCGCAUUCUCCCGCUUUCCAUCACCCCGCCCCAUUCUCCCUCCUUCCAUCACCCCGCCCCAUUCUCCCGCUUUCCAUCACCCCACCCCAUUCUCCCUCCUUCCAUCACCCCGCCCCAUUCUCCCUCCUUCCAUCACCCCGCACCAUUCUCCCGCUUUCCAUCACCCCGCCCCAUUCUCCCGCUUUCCAUCACCCCGCCCCAUUCUCCCACUUUCCAUCACCCCGCCCCAUUCUCUCGCUUUCCAUCACCCUGCCCCAUUCUCCCGCUUUCCAUCACCCUGCCCAGUUCUCCUGCUUUCCAUCACCCUGCCCCAUUCUCCCGCUUUCUAUCACCCCGCCGCAUUCUCCCGCUUUCCAUCACCCCGCCCCAUUCUCCCUCCUUCCAUCACCCCGCCCCAUUCUCCCGCUUUCCAUCACCCCACCCCAUUCUCCCUCCUUCCAUCACCCCGCCCCAUUCUCCCUCCUUCCAUCACCCCGCCCCAUUCUCCCGCUUUCCAUCACCCCGCCCCAUUCUCCCGCUUUCCAUCACCCCGCCCUAUUCUCUCGCUUUCCAUCACCCCGCGCCAUUCUCCCGCUUUCCAUCACCGCCCCAUUCUCCCUCCUUCCAUCACCCCGCCCCAUUCUCCCGCUUUCCAUCACCCCGCCCCAUUCUCCCGCUUUCCAUCACCCCGCCCCAUUCUCCCGCUUUCCAUCACCCCGCCCCAUUCUCUCGCUUUCCAUCACCCUGCCCCAUUCUCCCGCUUUCCAUCACCCUGCCCAGUUCUCCUGCUUUCCAUCACCCUGCCCCAUUCUCCCGCUUUCUAUCACCCCGCCGCAUUCUCCCGCUUUCCAUCACCCCGCCCCAUUCUCCCUCCUUCCAUCACCCCGCCCCAUUCUCCCGCUUUCCAUCACCCCACCCCAUUUUCCCUCCUUCCAUCACCCCGCCCCAUUCUCCCUCCUUCCAUCACCCCGCCCCAUUCUCCCGCUUUCCAUCACCCCGCCCCAUUCUCCCGCUUUCCAUCACCCCGCCCCAUUCUCCCGCUUUCCAUCACCCCGCCCCAUUCUCUCGCUUUCCAUCACCCUGCCCCAUUCUCCCGCUUUCCAUCACCCUGCCCCAUUCUCCCGCUUUCUAUCACCCCGCCGCAUUCUCCCGCUUUCUAUCACCCCGCCCCAUUCUCCCUACUUCCAUCACCCCGCCCCAUUCUCCCGCUUUCCAUCACCCCACCCCAUUCUCCCUCCUUCCAUCACCCCGCCCCAUUCUCCCUCCUUCCAUCACCCCGCCCUAUUCUCUCGCUUUCCAUCACCCCGCCCCAUUCUCCCGCUUUCCACCACCCUGCCCCAUUCUCCCGCUUUCCAUCACCCCGCCCCAUUCUCCUGCUUUCCAUCAUCCCGCCCCAUUCUCCCUCCUUCCAUCACCCCGCCCCAUUCUCCUUCCUUCCAUCACCCCGCCCCAUUCUCCCGCUUUCCAUCACCCCGCCCCAUUCUCCCGCUUUCCAUCACCCCGCCCCAUUCUCCCGAUUUCCAUCACCCCUCCUCAUUCUCCCGCUUUCCAUCACCCCGCCCCAUUCUCCCGCUUUCCAUCACCCCGCCCCAUUCUCUCGCUUUCCCGUCACCCCGCCCCAUUCUCCCGCUUUCCAUCACCCUGCCCCGUUCUCCCGCUUUCCAUCACCCUGCCCCAUUCUCCCGCUUGCCAUCACCCCGCCCCAUUCUCCCGCCUUCCAUCACCCCGCCCCAUUCUCCCGCUUUCCAUCACCCCCUCCCCUUCUCCCGCAUUCCAUCACCCCGCCCCAUUCUUCCGCUUUCCAUCACCCCACCCCCUUCUCCCGCUUUCCAUCACCCCGCCCCAUUCUCCCGCUUUCCAUCACCCCGCCCCACUCUCCCGCUUUCCAUCACCCCGCCCCAUUCUCCCGCUUUCCAUCACCCCGCCCCAUUCUCCCUCCUUCCAUCAUCCCGCCCCAUUCUCCCCGUCUUCCAUCACUCCGCCCCAUUCUCCCGCCUUCCAUCACCCCCGCUCCAUUCUCCCGCUUUCCAUCACCCCGCCCCAUUCUCCCGCUUUCCAUCACCCCGCCCCAUUCUCCCUCCUUCCAUCACCCCGCCCCAUUCUCCCUUUCCAUCACCCAACCCCAUUCUCCCGCUUUCCAUCACCCCGCCCCAUUCUCCUGCUUUCCAUCACCCCGCCCCAUUCUCCCUCCUUCUAUCACCCCGACCCUUUCUUCCUCCUUCCAUCACCUCGCCCCAUUCUCUCGCUUUCCAUCACCCCGCCCCAUUCACCCGCUUUCCAUCACCCCGCCCCAUUCUCCCGCUUUUCAUCACCCCGCCCCAUUCUCUCGCUUUCCAUCACCCCGCCCUAUUCUCCCGCUUUCCAUCACCCCGCACCAUUCUCCCUCCAUCCAUCACCCCGCCCCAUUCUCCCGCUUUCCAUCACCCAACCCCAUUCUCCCGCUUUCCAUCACUCCGCCCCAUUCUCCUGCUUUCCAUCACCCCGCCCCAUUCUCCCUCCUUCUAUCACCCCGACCCAUUCUUCCUCCUUCCAUCACCUCGCCCCAUUCUCCCGCUUUCCAUCACCCCGCCCCAUUCUCCCGUUUUCCAUCACCCCGCCCCAUUCUCCCGCUUUCCAUCACCCCGCCCCAUUCUCCCGCUUUCCAUCACCCGCCCCAUUCUCCCGCUUUCCAUCACCCUGCCCCAUUCUCCCGCUUUCCAUCACCCCGCCCCAUUCUCCCUCCUUCCAUCAUCCCGCCCCAUUCUCCCGCCUUCCAUCACUCCGCCCCAUUCUCCCGCCUUCCAUCACCCCGCCCCAUUCUCCCGCUUUCCAUCACCCGCCCCAUUCUCCCGCUUUCCAUCACCCUGCCCCAUUCUCCCGCUUUCCAUCACCCCGCCCCAUUCUCCCACCUUCCAUCAUCCCGCCCCAUUCUCCCGCCUUCCAUCACUCCGCCCCAUUCUCCCCGCCUUCCAUCACCCUGCCCCAUUCUCCCGCUUUCCAUCACCCCGCCCCAUUCUCCCGCUUUCCAUCACCGCCCCAUUCUCCCUCCUUCCAUCACCCCGCCCCAUUCUCCCUCCUUCCAUCACCCCAACCCAUUCUCCCGCUUUCCAUCACCCCGCCCCAUUCUCUCGAUUUCCAUCACCCCGUCCCAUUCUCCGCUUUCCAUCACCCCGCCCCAUUCUACCGCUUUCCAUCACCCCGCCCCAUUCUCCCGCUUUCCAUCACCCCGCCCCAUUCUCCCGCUUUCCAUCACCCCCGCCCCAUUCUCCCUCCUUCCAUCACCCCGCCCCAUUCUCCCUCCUUCCAUCACCCCACCCCAUUCUCCCGCUUUCCAUCACCCCGCCCAAUUCUCCCGAUUUCCAUCACCCUGCCCCAUUCUCCCCGCUUUCCAUCACCCUGCCUCAGUCUCCCGCUUUCCAUCCCCCCGCCCCAUUCUCCCGCUUUCCAUCACCCCGCCCCAUUCUCCCGCUUUCCAUCACCCCGCCCCAUUCUUCCGCUUUCCAUCACCUCGCCCCAUUCUCCCGCUUUCCAUCACCCCGCCCCAUUCUCCCGCUUUUCAACACCCCGCCCCAUUCUUCUGCUUUCCAUCACCCCGCCCCAUUCUCCCUCCUUCCAUCACCCCGCCCCAUUCUCCCUCCUUCCAUCACCCCGCCCCAUUCUCCCUCCUUCCAUCACCUCGCCCCAUUCUCCCGCUUUCCAUCACCCCGCCCCAUUCUCCCGCUUUCCACACCCCGCCCCAUUCUCCCGCUUUCCAUCACCCCGCCCCAUUCUCCCGCUUUCCAUCACCCCGCCCUAUUCUCCCGCUUUCCAUCACCCCGCCCCAUUCUUCCUCCUUCCAUCAUCCUGCCCCAUUCUCCCUCCUUCCAUCACCCCGCCCCAUUCUUCUGCUUUCCAUCACCCCGCCCCAUUCUCCCGCUUUCCCUCCCCCCGCCCCAUUCUCCCGCUUUCCAUCACCCCUCCCCAUUCUCCCGCUUUCCAUCACCCCGCCCCAUUCUCCCUCCUUCCAUCACCCUGCCCCAUUCUCCCUCCUUCCAUCACCCCGUCCCAUUCUCCCGCUUUCCAUCACCCCGCCCCAUUCUCCCGCUUUCCAUCACCCCGCCCCAUUCUCCCGCUUUCCAUCACCCCGCCCCAUUCUCCUUCUUUCCAUCACCCUGCCCCAUUCUCCCGCUUUCCAUCACCCCGCCCCAUUCUCCCGCAUUCCAUCACCCCGCCCCAUUCUCCCUCCUUCCAUCACCCCGCCCCAUUCUCCCUCCUUCCAUGACGCCGCCCCAUUCUCCCGUAUUCCAUCACCCCGCCCCAUUCUCCCGCUUUUCAUCUCCCCGCCCCAUUCUCCCGCUUUCCAUCACCCCCGCCCCAUUCUCCCUCCUUCCAUCACCCCGCCCCAUUCUUCCUCCUUCCAUCACCCCGUCCCAUUCUCCCGCUUUCCAUCACCCCGCCCCAUUCUCCCUCCUUCCAUCACCCUGCCCCAUUCUCCCGCUUUCCAUCACCUCGCCCCAUUCUCCCGCUUUCCAUCACCCCGCCCCAUUCUCCCGCUUUCCAUCACCCGCCCCAUUCUCCCGCUUUCCAUCACCCCGCCCCAUUGUCCCUCUUUCCAUCACCCCGCCCCAUUCUCCCUCUUUCCAUCACCCCGCCCCAUUCUCCCGCUUUCCAUCACCCCGCCUCAUUCUCCCGCUUUCCAUCACCCCGCCCCAUUCUCCCUCCUUCCAUCACCCCGCCCCAUUCUCCCGCUUUCCAUCACCCCGUCCCAUUCUCCCUCUUUCCAUCACCCCGCCCCAUUCUCCCGCUUUCCAUCACCCCACCCCAUUCUCUUGCUUUCCGUCACCGCGACCCAUUCUCCCGCUUUCCAUCACCCCGCCCCAUUCUCCCGCUUUCCAUCACCCCUCCCUAUUCUCCCGCUUUCCAUCACCCCCGCCCCAUUCUCCCUCCUUCCAUCACCCCGCCCCAUUCUCCCUCCUUCCAUCACCCCGCCCCAUUCUCCCGCUUUCCAUCACCCCCGCCCCAUUCUCCUCGCUUUCCAUCACCCCGCCCGAUUCUCCCGCUUUCCAUCACCCCGCCCCAUUCUCCCGCUUUCCAUCACCCCGCCCCAUUCUCCCGCUUCCCAUCACCCCGCCCCAUUCUCCCGCUUUCCAUCACCCCGCCCCAUUCUCCCUCCUUCCAUCACCCUGCCCCAUUCUCCCGCUUUCCAUCACCUCGCCCGAUUCUCCCGCUUUCCAUCACCCCGCCCCAUUCUCCCGCUUUCCAUCACCCCGCCCCAUUCUCCCGCUUCCCAUCACCCCGCCCCAUUCUCCCGCUUUCCAUCACCCCCGCCCCAUUCUCCCUCCUUCCAUCACCCCGCCCCCAUUCUCCCGCUUUCCAUCACCCCGCCCCAUUCUCCCGCUUCCCAUCACCCCGCCCCAUUCUCCCGCUUUCCAUCACCCCGCCCCAUUCUCCCUCCUUCCAUCACCCCGCCCCAUUCUCCCGCUUUCCAUCACCCCGUCCCAUUCUCCCUCUUUCCAUCACCCCGCCCCAUUCUCCCGCUUUCCAUCACCCCACCCCAUUCUCCCGCUUUCCAUCACCCCGCCCCAUUCUCCCGCUUUCCAUCACCCCGCCCCAUUCUCCCGCUUUCCAUCACCCCGCCCCAUUCUCCCGCUUUCCAUCACCCCGCCCCAUUCUCCCGCUUUCCAUCACCCCGCCCCAUUCUCCCGCUUUCCAUCACCUCGCCCCAUUCUCCCGCUUUCUAUCAUCCCGCCCCAUUCUCCCGCUUUCCAUCACCCCGCCCCAUUCUUCUGCUUUCCAUCAACCCGCCCCAUUCUCUCUCCUUCCAUCACCACGCCCCAUUCUCCCGCUUUCCAUCCCCCCGCCCCAUUCUCCCGCAUUCCAUCACCCCGCCCCAAUCUCCCGCUUUCCAUCACCCCGCCCCAUUCUCCCGCUUUCCAUCACCUCGCCCCAUUCUCCCGCUUUCUAUCAUCCCGCCCCAUUCUCCCGCUUUCCAUCACCCCGCCCCAUUCUUCUGCUUUCCAUCACCCCGCCCCAUUCUCCCUCCUUCCAUCACCCCGCCCCAUUCUCCCUCCUUCCAUCACCUCGCCCCAUUCUCCCGCUUUCCAUCACCCCGCCCCAUUCUCCCGCUUUCCAUCACCCCGCCCCAUUCUCCCGCUUUCCAUCACCCGCCCCAUUCUCCCGCUUUCCAUCACCCUGCCCCAUUCUCCCACUUUCCAUCACCCCGCCCCAUUCUCCCUCCUUCCAUCAUCCCGCCCCAUUCUCCCGCCUUCCAUCACUCCGCCCCAUUCUCCCGCCUUCCAUCACCCCGCCCCAUUCUCCCGCUUUCCAUCACCCGCCCCAUUCUCCCGCUUUCCAUCACCCUGCCCCAUUCUCCCGCUUUCCAUCACCCCGCCCCAUUCUCCCACCUUCCAUCAUCCCGCCCCAUUCUCCCGCCUUCCAUCACUCCGCCCCAUUCUCCCGCCUUCCAUCACCCCCGCCCCAUUCUCCCGCUUUCCAUCACCCCGCCCCAUUCUCCCGCUUUCCAUCACCGCCCCAUUCUCCCUCCUUCCAUCACCCCGCCCCAUUCUCCCUCCUUCCAUCACCCCACCCCAUUCUCCCGCUUUCCAUCACCCCGCCCCAUUCUCCCGAUUUCCAUCACCCCGUCCCAUUCUCCCGCUUUCCAUCACCCCGCCCCAUUCUACCGCUUUCCAUCACCCCGCCCCAUUCUCCCGCUUUCCAUCACCCCGCCCCAUUCUCCCGCUUUCCAUCACCCCCGCCCCAUUCUCCCUCCUUCCAUCACCCCGCCCCAUUCUCCCUCCUUCCAUCACCCCACCCCAUUCUCCCGCUUUCCAUCACCCCGCCUCAGUCUCCCGCUUUCCAUCCCCCCGCCCCAUUCUCCCGCUUUCCAUCACCCCGCCCCAUUCUCCCGCUUUCCAUCACCCCGCCCCAUUCUUCCGCUUUCCAUCACCUCGCCCCAUUCUCCCGCUUUCCAUCACCCCGCCCCCAUUCUCCCGCUUUUCAACACCCCGCCCCAUUCUUCUGCUUUCCAUCACCCCGCCCCAUUCUCCCUCCUUCCAUCACCCCGCCCUAUUCUCCCUCCUUCCAUCACUCCGCCCCAUUCUCCCGCUUUCCAUCACCCCGCCCCAUUCUCCCGCUUUCCACACCCCGCCCCAUUCUCCCGCUUUCCAUCACCCCGCCCCAUUCUCCCGCUUUCCAUCACCCCGCCCUAUUCUCCCGCUUUCCAUCACCCCGCCCCAUUCUUCCUCCUUCCAUCAUCCCGCCCCAUUCUCCCUCCUUCCAUCACCCCGCCCCAUUCUUCUGCUUUCCAUCACCCCGCCCCAUUCUCCCGCUUUCCAUCCCCCCGCCCCAUUCUCCCGCUUUCAUCACCCCGCCCCAUUCUCCCGCUUUCCAUCACCCCGCCCCAUUCUCCCUCCUUCCAUCACCCUGCCCCAUUCUCCCUCCUUCCAUCACCCCGUCCCAUUCUCCCGCUUUCCAUCACCCCGCCCAUUCUCCCGCUUUCCAUCACCCCGCCCCAUUCUCCCGCUUUCCAUCACCCGCCCCAUUCUCCUUCUUUCCAUCACCCUGCCCCAUUCUCCCGCUUUCCAUCACCCCGCCCCAUUCUCCCGCAUUCCAUCACCCCGCCCCAUUCUCCCUCCUUCCAUCACCCCGCCCCAUUCUCCCUCUUCCAUGGACGCCGCCCCAUUCUCCCGUAUUCCAUCACCCCGCCCCAUUCUCCCGCUUUUCAUCUCCCCGCCCCAUUCUCCCGCUUUCCAUCACCCCGCCCCAUUCUCCCUCCUUCCAUCACCCCGCCCCAUUCUUCCUCCUUCCAUCACCCCGUCCCAUUCUCCCGCUUUCCAUCACCCCCGCCCCAUUCUCCCUCCUUCCAUCACCCUGCCCCAUUCUCCCGCUUUCCAUCACCUCGCCCCAUUCUCCCCGCUUUCCAUCACCCCGCCCCAUUCUCCCGCUUUCCAUCACCCGCCCCAUUCUCCCGCUUUCCAUCACCCCGCCCCAUUGUCCCUCUUUCCAUCACCCCGCCCCAUUCUCCCUCUUUCCAUCACCCCGCCCCAUUCUCCCGCUUUCCAUCACCCCGCCUCAUUCUCCCGCUUUCCAUCACCCCGCCCCAUUCUCCCUCUUCCAUCACCCCGCCCCAUUCUCCCGCUUUCCAUCACCCCGUCCCAUUCUCCCGCUUUCCAUCACCCCGCCCCAUUCUCCCGCUUUCCAUCACCCUCCCUAUUCUCCCGCUUUCCAUCACCCCGCCCCAUUCUUCUGCUUUCCAUCACCCCGCCCCAUUCUCCCUCCUUCCAUCACCCCGCCCCAUUCUCCCUCCUUCCAUCACCUCGCCCCAUUCUCCCGCUUUCCAUCACCCCGCCCCAUUCUCCCGCUUUCCAUCACCCCGCCCCAUUCUCCCGCUUUCCAUCACCCGCCCCAUUCUCCCGCUUUCCAUCACCCUGCCCCAUUCUCCCGCUUUCCAUCACCCCCCGCCCCAUUCUCCCUCCUUCCAUCAUCCCGCCCCAUUCUCCCGCCUUCCAUCACUCCGCCCCAUUCUCCCGCCUUCCAUCACCCCGCCCCAUUCUCCCGCUUUCCAUCACCCGCCCCAUUCUCCCGCUUUCCAUCACCCCGACCCAUUCUCUCCGCUUUCCAUCACCCGCCCCAUUCUCCCGCUUUCCAUCACCCCUCCCUAUUCUCCCGCUUUCCAUCACCCCGCCCCAUUCUCCCUCCUUCCAUCACCCCGCCCCAUUCUCCCUCCUUCCAUCACCCCGCCCCAUUCUCCCGCUUUCCAUCACCCCGCCCCAUUCUCUCCCGCUUUCCAUCACCCCGCCCCAUUCUCCCGCUUUCCAUCACCCCGCCCCAUUCUCCCGCUUUCCAUCACCCCCGCCCCAUUCUCCCGCUUCCAUCACCCCGCCCCAUUCUCCCGCUUUCCAUCACCCCGCCCCAUUCUCCCUCCUUCCAUCACCCUGCCCCAUUCUCCCGCUUUCCAUCACCUCGCCCGAUUCUCCCGCUUUCCAUCACCCCGCCCCAUUCUCCCGCUUCCAUCACCCCGCCCCAUUCUCCCGCUUCCCAUCACCCCGCCCCAUUCUCCCGAUUUCCAUCACCCCGCCCCAUUCUCCCUCCUUCCAUCACCCCGCCCCAUUCUCCCGCUUUCCAUCACCCCGCCCCAUUCUCCCGCUUCCCAUCACCCCGCCCCAUUCUCCCGCUUUCCAUCACCCCGCCCCAUUCUCCCUCCUUCCAUCACCCCGCCCCAUUCUCCCGCUUUCCAUCACCCCGUCCCAUUCUCCCUCUUUCCCAUCACCCCGCCCCAUUCUCCCGCUUUCCAUCACCCACACCCCAUUCUCCCGCUUUCCAUCACCCCGCCCCAUUCUCCCGCUUUCCAUCACCCCGCCCCAUUCUCCCGCUUUCCAUCACCCCGCCCCAUUCUCCCGCUUUCCAUCACCCCGCCCCAUUCUCCCGCUUUCCAUCACCCCGCCCCAUUCUCCCGCUUUCCAUCACCCCGCCCCAUUCUCCCGCUUUCCAUCACCCCGCCCCAUUCUCUCUCCUUCCAUCACCACGCCCCAUUCUCCCGCUUUCCAUCCCCCCGCCCCAUUCUCCCGCAUUCCAUCACCCCGCCCCAAUCUCCCGCUUUCCAUCACCCGCCCCAUUCUCCCGCUUUCCAUCACCUCGCCCCAUUCUCCCGCUUUCUAUCACCCCGCCCCAUUCUCGCGCUUUCAUCACCCCGCCCCAUUCUUCUGCUUUCCAUCACCCCCGCCCCAUUCUCCCUCCUUCCAUCACCCGCCCCAUUCUCCCUCCUUCCAUCACCUCGCCCCAUUCUCCCGCUUUCCAUCACCCCGCCCCAUUCUCCCGCUUUCCAUCACCCCGCCCCAUUCUCCCGCUUUCCAUCACCCGCCCCAUUCUCCCGCUUUCCAUCACCCUGCCCCAUUCUCCCGCUUUCCAUCACCCCGCCCCAUUCUCCCUCCUUCCAUCAUCCCGCCCCAUUCUCCCGCCUUCCAUCACUCCGCCCCAUUCUCCCGCCUUCCAUCACCCCGCCCCAUUCUCCCGCUUUCCAUCACCCGCCCCAUUCUCCCGCUUUCCAUCACCCUGCCCCAUUCUCCCGCUUUCCAUCACCCCGCCCCAUUCUCCCACCUUCCAUCAUCCCGCCCCAUUCUCCCGCCUUCCAUCACUCCGCCCCAUUCUCCCGCCUUCCAUCACCCCGCCCCAUUCUCCCGCUUUCCAUCACCCUGCCCCAUUCUCCCUCCUUCCAUCAUCCCGCCCCAUUCUCCCGCCUUCCAUCACUCCGCCCCAUUCUCCCGCCUCCCAUCACCCCGCCCCAUUCUCCCGCUUUCCAUCACCCCGCCCCAUUCUUCUGCUUUCCAUCACCCCGCCCCAUUCUCCCUCCUUCCAUCACCCCGCCCCAUUCUCCCUCCUUCCAUCACCUCGCCCCAUUCUCCCCGCUUUCCAUCACCCCGCCCCAUUCUCCCGCUUUCCACACCCCGCCCCAUUCUCCCGCUUUCCAUCACCCCACCCCAUUCUCCCGCUUUCCAUCACCCCGCCCUGUUCUCCCGCUUUCCAUCACCCCGCCCCAUUCUCCUCCUUCAUCAUCCCGCCCCAUUCUCCCUCCUUCCAUCACCCCGCCCCAUUCUCCCUCCUUCCAUGACGCCGCCCCAUUCUCCCGUAUUCCAUCACCCCGCCCCAUUCUCCCGCUUUCCAUCUCCUCGCCCCAUUCUCCCGCUUUCCAUCACCCCGCCCCAUUCUCCCUCCUUCCAAUCACCCCGCCCCAUUCUUCCUCCUUCCAUCACACCCGUCCCAUUCUCCCGCUUUCCAUCACCCUGCCCAUUCUCCCUCCUUCCAUCACCCUGCCCCAUUUCCCCGCUUUCCAUCACCUCGCCCCAUUCUCCCGCUUUCCAUCACCCCGCCCCAUUCUCCCGCUUUCCAUCAACCCCGCCCCAUUCUCCCGCUUUCCAUCACCCCGCCCCAUUCUCCCGCUUUCCAUCACCCGCCCCAUUCUCCCUCCUUCCAUCACCCCGCCCCAUUCUCCCGCUUUCCAUCACCCCGUCCCAUUCUCCCUCUUUCCAUCACCCCGCCCCCCAUUCUCCCGCUUUCCAUCACCCCACCCCAUUCUCCCGCUUUCCAUCACCCCGACCCAUUCUCCCGCUUUCCAUCACCCCGCCCCAUUCUCCCGCUUUCCAUCACCCCUCCCCAUUCUCCCGCUUUCCAUCACCCCCGCCCCAUUCUCCCUCCUUCCAUCACCCCGCCCCAUUCUCCCGCUUUCCAUCACCCCGCCCCAUUCUCCCGCUUUCCAUCACCCCGCCCCAUUCUCCCUCCUUCCAUCACCCCGCCCCAUUCUCCCUCCUUCCAUGACGCCGCCCCAUUCUCCCGUAUUCCAUCACCCCGCCCCAUUCUCCCGCUUUCCAUCUCCUCGCCCCAUUCUCCCGCUUUCCAUCACCCCGCCCCAUUCUCCUCCUUCCAUCAACCCGCCCCAUUCUUCCUCCUUCCAUCACCCCGUCCCAUUCUCCUCCGCUUUCCAUCACCCUGCCCCAUUCUCCCUCCUUCCAUCACCCUGCCCCAUUCUCCCGCUUUCCAUCACCUCGCCCCAUUCUCCCGCUUUCCAUCACCCCGCCCCAUUCUCCCGCUUCCAUCACCCCCGCCCCAUUCGCCCGCUUUCCAUCACCCCGCCCCAUUCUCCCGCUUUCCAUCACCCCGCCCCAUUCUCCCUCCUUCCAUCACCCCCGCCCAUUCUCCCGCUUUCCAUCACCCCGUCCCAUUCUCCCUCUUUCCAUCACCCCGCCCCAUUCUCCCGCUUUCCAUCACCCCACCCCAUUCUCCCGCUUUCCAUCACCCCGCCCCAUGCUCCCGCUUUCCAUCAACCCGCCUUAUUCUCCCUCCUUCCAUCACCCCGCCCCAUUCUCCCGCUUUCCAUCACCCCGCCCCAUUCUCCCGCUUUCCAUCACCUCUGCGGAGAUAACUACUACAACGGGAGCUAG
Molecule: messenger RNA, 12508 nt
Organism: Closterium sp. Naga37s-1
Lineage: Eukaryota; Viridiplantae; Streptophyta; Zygnematophyceae; Desmidiales; Closteriaceae
Source: the annotation of a GenBank genome assembly